Messenger RNA from Tuber melanosporum (Perigord truffle), 2338 nucleotides. RefSeq lists its product as uncharacterized. Gene Ontology annotation, biological process: tricarboxylic acid cycle; acetyl-CoA biosynthetic process; fatty acid biosynthetic process. The record is from RefSeq and is a predicted model, not a curated record. Bases 114 to 2105 code for a protein of 663 amino acids. The transcript has 9 exons. NCBI's taxonomy places the organism in Eukaryota, Fungi, Ascomycota, Pezizomycetes, Pezizales, Tuberaceae. Gene Ontology annotation, cellular component: cytosol. Gene Ontology annotation, molecular function: ATP citrate synthase activity.
AUCUUGCCUUGCUUGUUCCUUAGUGAUUUCUUCGUCCAGCCUCCAAUAGCCUCCCCUUUUUGCUUCUAAGCAACGGUCUCUACUCAAAGGUUAGAUUGAAUUGAACUUUCGAGAUGUCCCAAGCUUCCCUCGCCCCUCCGGUGGCCAAAAGCCAAUCUGAAAACCUGAGGGCGAACGACAAUAUUCGUCGUUUUAGUGCACCUUCUCGCCCAAGGUCCCCACCAGCGGAGCACACUCUUUUCCACACUAAAACCCGUGCAUUUGUCUAUGGGUUGCAGCCAAGAGCUUGCCAGGGAAUGCUGGAUUUUGACUUCAUCUGCAAGCGUAAAACCCCUAGUGUAGCUGCAAUUAUUUACCCCUUUGGUGGACAAUUUGUAUCCAAGAUGUAUUGGGGAACUUCCGAGACAUUGCUUCCUGUCUACCAGUCUGUAGAGAAGGCUUGUGAGAAGCACCCCGAAGUUGACACUGUUGUGAACUUUGCUAGUUCCCGCUCGGUGUAUUCUAGCACUUUGGAACUUAUGGAGAAGCCUCAGAUCAAGUCUAUUGCGAUCAUUGCUGAAGGUGUUCCAGAGAGGCGCGCGCGUGAAAUCAUGCACAUUGCUCAGCAAAAGAAUAUCACCAUUGUAGGACCUGCUACUGUUGGUGGUAUCAAACCAGGAUGCUACAAGAUUGGUAAUACCGGAGGAAUGAUGGAUAAUAUUGUAGCCUCAAAGCUUUACCGCAAGGGAUCUGUUGGAUACGUCUCCAAAUCUGGUGGUAUGAGUAACGAAUUGAACAAUAUUCUCGCCGAGGUAACCGAUGGUGUUUAUGAGGGCGUUGCUAUUGGAGGAGAUAGAUACCCUGGAACUACUUUCAUUGAUCAUUUGUUGAGAUACGAACUCGAUCCAGAGUGCAAGAUCCUUGUCCUUCUUGGUGAGGUUGGUGGUGUAGAGGAAUAUCGGGUGAUCGAGGCCGUUAAGAACGGAACGAUUACCAAGCCUAUCGUUGCAUGGGCCAUCGGAACUUGCGCUUCUAUGUUCAAGACUGAGGUGCAAUUCGGACAUGCUGGCUCUUUUGCCAACUCGCAGCUCGAGACCGCAGCAUCCAAGAAUGCUGCCAUGAAAGAGGCAGGAUUCCACGUUCCCGAAACCUUUGAGGAAUUUCCCCAGACCUUGGCUACUGUUUACCAGGGUCUAGUCAAGGCUGGCACUAUCGUUCCGCAGCCUGAGCCUGUUGUUCCAAAAAUUCCCAUUGAUUAUUCCUGGGCCCAAGAACUGGGUCUUGUCCGUAAACCUGCUGCAUUCAUCUCUACCAUCUCCGACGAUCGUGGACAGGAACUUCUGUAUGCUGGUAUGCCCAUUUCUGAUGUCUUCAAGGAAGACAUCGGGAUUGGAGGUGUUAUGUCUCUUUUGUGGUUCCGUCGCCGUCUACCUGAAUACGCCUCCAAGUUCCUGGAAAUGGUAUUGAUGUUAACUGCUGACCAUGGACCGGCUGUUUCCGGCGCAAUGAAUACCAUUAUUACCACCAGAGCCGGAAAGGAUUUGAUUUCUGCCCUUGUAUCCGGUCUGUUGACUAUUGGUGAGAGAUUUGGUGGUGCUUUGGACGGCGCCGCUGCUGAGUUCACUGGCGCUUUUGACAAGGGAUUGAGCCCAAGAGACUUUGUAGACACAAUGAGGAAGCAGAACAAACUGAUCCCUGGUAUCGGUCAUAGGGUCAAAUCUAGAAACAAUCCCGAUCUCCGUGUUGAACUUGUCAAGGAAUUUGUUCUCAAGAGAUUCCCUAGCCAUAAGCUUUUGGACUACGCCCUCGCGGUCGAGACCGUCACCACAAGCAAGAAGGAUAACCUUAUUCUCAACGUCGACGGUUGUGUUGCCGUAUGUUUUGUUGACCUCAUCCGAAAUUGUGGUGCAUUCACCGCUGAGGAGGCAGAGGACUAUCUCAAGAUGGGUGUCCUUAACGGAUUGUUCGUACUCGGACGUUCUAUUGGUCUCAUUGCCCAUUACCUUGACCAGAAGAGAUUGAGGACUGGUCUGUACAGACACCCAUGGGACGAUAUCACCUAUCUCCUUCCUAACCUCCAGGGGCCAUCACCUGGAAACGAGGGUAGAGUGGAGGUCGCUAUUUGAAUCAAAGGAAGAAAAAUAUGAUACCAGUGUUUUUCGCUGUUUCUUUUGGUUUUGUUUUCUAGAGUGUGAUUGGGAAAUAAAAAACUCUGAAGGGGAUUUCUUUUCUAUUAAAUAUGAAAUGUGAUACAGCUAUGUUGAUGAAUCAUGUCUUUCUAGCCUUUGUUAAUGAUGGUUUAUGGGAGCCACGUUUGGUGUGAUAUUUUGCGAAGCAAUUGUGAACCUUGAUUGAUUCA